AGCAGUCUUAUUACCGCCCGCACUCAACUACGCGCCGGCUAUACUAAGUACUCGCGGAGCCAUCAGCAUCCGCGCGGCGGCGGUUUUUUAAUAGCUCUGUGUGUACUCCGUACUCUUCCUUCCUCUGUUGUUGCUGUACGCGUGUGUGUAUGUGUGUGCGCGCGCACGGAUAUCCGUAAUUCAUGGACUCUUGGCGCACGUGAUUUUUGCGGUGCCGCGCGCGGAUUUUCGAUGCUGGAGACCUGUAUAACUCUGUAACUAGAUAAUGAAUUUGACGGACCGAUGCAGUGUUGUCUGUGCUGCUAUAUCGAGAGGUCAGUGAAGCUGUGAGGAAGGAACGCUAAUCAUCGCUAAAGCGGGGAUAAUGUUCAUCAGAUUCUGCAAGCAAGCUUCUAAUGGAGACCUGAAAAGGCGGUACUCUUGGAACAACUUCAGCGAGCCCGAAACGAGGAGAACGGAAGCUGAGGCUACUUCUGGUACCGAAGAAAGGACUACGUCGGAUGACGACGAAGUUACUUUCAAGGAAAAUGGGUGUACGGUGCAGGCGGUGGACCUGGUGGCGGACUGCCCGGAGCCGGUAGUGUCUUCGUCGUCGCGGCCGGCGUCGCCCGCGAGGUCAAUCUCGCCGCGACCCGACAGCCCGACGAUCAUCAUGGGACAACGGCCCAGCAGCGUCAGCCUCCUUAGACCGAAGAUUUCGCUCACUUGGGUCCUACGCAAUCAGCAGCAACACAAUGGCCUGCAAACGACCAACAACAUUAGCAACAAUAAUAAUAACAACAACAAUAAUCUCGCGACAACCGGACACGUUCUCAAUAACCAGCAAGCUGCCGUUGUCGAGCUGCAUAGAGAUAAGGAUACCAAUCAAGCGAAGGAACGCGAGGAAAAAGAGCGAGUUUUUCGUAGGAGCGUCAAGAGUGUAAAGAGCGUUAAAAGCGUCAAGAGUACCGAUGCCUCCAGGAUCAAAGAAAGAGACAAGGAGAAUAUCGAUCGGCUGGAAAAGCACGAGAGAAAGAGCAUAGCUUUGCAGAGAAUAGAAAAAAAUGACAAAACCGAAAAAAUAAUAGACCAAGAGAAGGUAGCCGUGGAAAACGGACUGGACAAGCGGUUGGAAAAAGAAUACCAAGUGAUAAAGGAGAGUAAGGAUGUGAAAGAGAAGGUGAAACGAGCUAUUUCAGAGCCGAAUUUGAUGACCCGCGAAGCUAACUGUACACCCUGCAACGGACGCGAAAAGCACAGGCACAGACGGACCAAACGCAGUCACAGGCCCAAAACCUCUAGUCGAUUCGGCUACGAUAUUGCCGAUCUCGACUCAUUUCUUACCAAGGCAUCGAUCGAACGACCAGCCAACAUUCCUGUGGUACUGUCAUUCCCGUCAGUGCUGUACCAGACGCAGGGCGGCACGCAAGCCGAGCUUGCGCUGCCGUUGGGAACUGUGGUCAACGCAGUUUUUAAAAACCAAGCCUGGCUUUAUGUCCAGACACCCCACGGUCAAGAGGGCUACGUCGGCUACGCGGCCUGUCUGCCGCUCGGCAUUUUGCCCCAGUCGACACGCGGACCAUGCUGGGAGGAUUCGACGGACGUCUUUCCCAGGCCACUAGGUAACCUGACGGACACAGAGAAACUUCGAGACACACGCUCGGAGUGCGGCGGCAGGUCGUCGUCGCGCUCUCGACGCGCAAUGUCUGCGGUACCGACGAGCGCGAGUAGCUGUCGUGGUGAACGCAGCGUCGAUCGUCUCUAUCUGCGGGCGGCGGCAAACUCGAGAACAAGAGGUGCGCGACACACGCUGCUGCUGGUGCGAGAAGACUACGAAGGCAGAGGUGCCGCUGACGCUCUCAGUGUCACCAAAGGCGAGGUUGUCGUGCUGCUCGGUGACUACGCCGAUUCCGAUUGGUUCUGGGUUCGGGCGCGCGACGGCCGAGAAGGAUUCAUACCCGCCGUUGUCGCUGGACACGGCUUUCUAUGAAUCGCGAGCUUUGUGCUUCUAAUCAGCGUCUUGAUGAUCUGUAAAUAGAUGAUAACUAUAUAAGUAGAUGGAUUUUAAUUUGUCGCAGGUUUCACGACGUUUGAUACAAGUCGAAGCAUUCAAUUUGUUAUUGUACAAGACAUUGCAUAGUAAAUAAUGAUUCCAUAUUACUUAUUCAUCAUGUUUUCGUAAUUCUAACUUUAUCAGUAUAAUUAUGCAUGAUAUAUGAGCGUGUGUGUAAAUACUUCAAAGAAAGGGAAAGAGUCAUUUUUUUAGAAUUUUAAGGUACAGAGUAUGUGUUAGUACCGAUUGCGGUCAAUUGGUUUAUUUAAAAAAGUCGUUCCUAUAAGUGAAAAAAUACAAUAUUUAGUUGCUGCUUACAGAAUUAUACAAUAUAUAGUAAUCGUGAUUGGAGCUCAUUUUAUUUUUAACGAUGUAUUAGAAAUAUAAUAAAUACAUAUAGAUUAUACUUAUAGAUUGUAUUUUUUAUUUCUUUUUUUCAAAAUUUCUGCAUGAAAUUGUUUUUAUAUAGCUUAUUGAGUUAUUUUUAAAUAAGUCACAUGUUGUUUCACUAUCUGUUCUGAUUCGCAUCUUUGUACAUUUUACUCGCAUAUGUAAAUAUUAUAGCUUAUAAAAUAAUAUAGCUUAAUAAGUAUUUUUAUCAUUUAACUUUAUCCAUAUAAGUGAUUUUGAAUGCGCAUCCAAUGACCAAAUUGAUAUUUAUUAAUAUAGGUGCAAUGUGCAAUUGACUGUGAAAUUGUUUAUAAGAAUGAAAAAAUUAUGCUUAUAGUUUUUAUAUUUUCUAGUUUUAAAAACGUUGUGUUUCAUGAAUGUAUGAUCAAACUUGUACAUACAAAUAUUGGUAUUGCACAACAUAAAUAGUUCUAAAAAAUACAUAUUAAACGUUACAGUUAAUCUAACGUUUACAUUUUUCUUUAUGAAAGAUAAAUUAUUGACAAUUUAUGUAUGUAGUAAUAAACCAAGUAUAAUUUAUAAAUAAAAGAUAUACUAUUUUCAA
Molecule: messenger RNA, 2987 nt
Organism: Nasonia vitripennis (jewel wasp)
Lineage: Eukaryota; Metazoa; Arthropoda; Insecta; Hymenoptera; Pteromalidae
Exons: 8
Coding region: 365-1969 (534 amino acids)
Molecular function (GO): protein binding
Source: RefSeq, a predicted model, not a curated record